AUGCCUCGCAUACCCCACGAUGAGGCCAAGGCGGAGCUGGGGAAGAUGGUGCACUACUCGCUCUUAUGUUGGCACUCCUCCUCUGUGCUUCAACCCAAUCCAGCUGCACUCUCCCAUACUCGCCAGUCUCUUCCUACUUUGCCGAGUCAAUCCGUGCAAUUUCGUUCCUCCUCCUCCACUGUCCCACAUCCUUAUCCUUUCCCACCUCACAUGCCCCCUGCCCUGCCUCCCCUCCCGCAGCGGUUCACUCGGCUGGGCGGCAAGCUACCCAAGGGAGUGCUACUGGUGGGCCCACCAGGAACAGGCAAAACAAUGCUAGCGCGCGCCAUAGCGGGCGAGGCGGGCGUGCCCUUCUUCUAUGCGUCGGGCUCCGAGUUCGAGGAGAUGUUUGUCGGCGUCGGGGCGCGCCGCGUGCGCGAGCUCUUCGCCGCGGCAAAAAAAGCCGCGCCGUGCAUCGUGUUUCUUGACGAAAUCGACGCCAUCGGCGGCAGCCGCAACCCCAAGGACCAGCAGUACAUGAAGAUGACUCUGAAUCAGCUGCUCGUGGAGCUCGAUGGCUUUAAGCAGAACCAGGGUGUGAUUGUGGUGGCGGCUACCAACUUCCCGGAGAGCCUGGAUAAGGCGCUCGUGCGCCCGGGGCGGUUUGACCGCCAUGUGGUCGUGCCGAAUCCGGAUGUGGAGGGGCGGCGGCAGAUUCUCGAGCAUCAUUUGCGCAAGAUCCCCCGAGCAGAUGAUGUGGACGUGUCAGUCAUCGCACGCGGCACGCCGGGCUUCAGCGGGGCAGACCUGGCCAACCUGGUGAACGUGGCGGCGCUGCGGGCAGCCAUGGAGGGGCAGAGGGCCGUAGCGCUAGCCCACCUGGAGCACGCCAAGGACCGCAUCCUCAUGGGCGCCGAGCGCAAGUCCGCCGUCAUCUCCCCGCAGACGCGGCGCCUGACGGCGUACCACGAGGGCGGGCACGCGCUGGUGGCCGUGCACACCGCCGGCGCGCACCCCGUGCACAAGGCCACCAUCGUGCCGCGGGGUAUGCUGGCCCGGCUGGACGUGUGCAUGGGGGGGCGCGUGGCUGAGGAGCUCGUGUUCGGCCCGGGGGAGGUGACUUCCGGUGCGUCGAGUGAUAUCGUGCAGGCGACGCGGCUGGCGAGGGAGAUGGUGACAAAGUAUGGGAUGAGUGAGGCGGUGGGCGUGGUGGCGCAUGACUACGAGGACGACGGGCGGUCUAUGAGCACGGAGACGCGGCUGACCAUUGAGCGGGAGGUGCGAGCGCUGCUGCAGCGCGCGCAUGACAACGCGCGAGCCAUCCUGGUGAAUCACGAGGCGGAGUUACAUGCGCUAGCGGGGGCUCUGUUAGAGAGGGAGACGCUCACUGGCGCUCAGUCCGUUAGCCACCUUCUGUUCGCCCAUCCUUCCUCCAAGGACAUUCCUCCUCCCCGCAUCGCGCGCAGCCCCUUUCUUUCCGCGUCUCCUUCCCCGCAUUGCUCUCUCCGCCAUGCGAUGACCCGUGACGACGCCAGCAAUCUAUCCGGAAACCGCAACCGGCAUCGCAACCGGUCGGCAUCGUCGUUCCUCUCCUCCGCCUUCCCCAUCUCCUUCCCCCGCGCCCGGCGCCCCACCAGCGGCUAUGCCUCCGCGGACUCGUCGUGGCGCGGGGACGGCUGGCCGGCGGCGGACGGCACGGCGCGCAGCGACCACGUGGGGACGAUCACGGGGAAGCGGUACAGUGCGGUGCGGCUGGAGCAGCUGUACGAGCUGGGCGGGUUUAUUGGGCGCGGGCAGAGCGGCGUGAUCAGCGCGUGCUCGCACCGCCACACGGGCGAGCGGCUGGCCGUUAAGAGCAUUCUUAAAAAGACCAUCCACUCGGAAGGCACUGCAAGAGACGUGCAGCGCGAGGUGCAGGUGCUGGGCAUGUUGCGCGGGCAUGCUCACGUGGUGCGAAUGGAGGGCGUGUUUGAGGACCAGACGGCCGUGCACAUCGUCAUGGAGCUCUGUCAAGGGGGCUCCCUCACCCACCACAUCGCCCAGCAGGGCGAGUACAGCGAGCGGGCAGCAGCAGCGAUAAUGAGGGUGGUGCUGGAGGUGGUGAGGGCAUGCCAUGCGCUGGGCAUAGUGCACCGGGACGUGAAGCUCGGCAACUUCCUGCUCUCCGACCAGUCAGACCACGCCACACUCAAGGCCAUUGACUUCGGCUCCGCUGCCUUCUGCCAACCAGGUCACACCUGCCCCGCCCGCCCCGACACCCCUCUCCUUUCCCCUCUGCCCCGGAGACCUGCCUCAUUCCGAGCCCGAGCCUGCGCCCCCUCGGCUUCCCUCUUCUUCCCUUUCUGCCCCGAAUGCCCCAGCCCGCCUCUCUCCAUUCCUCUCUCCACUUCUCCGCCUCUCACUGCCCAAGCCCCCUGCUCCUCCUCUCACUGCCCAAGCCCCCUGCUCCUCCUCACCCGUCCCUCCUUCUCCUCCGCUUUCACGGGCGGCACAGCAGGUGAGGAGCUCGAGGCGAUGGCGGGCAGUCCCAUGUACAUGGCGCCGGAGGUGCUGGGGGAGCGAUACUCGCACGCGUGUGACGUGUGGAGCGCUGGCAUCAUGCUGCACACGCUGCUCGCUGGCACACCGCCCUUCCAAGGAGGUGCUGCUCUCUCAUCCCCUGCCAUGCUGCCCCCCUCCCCUGCCACUCUGGUCUUUUUCUUUCCCCCCGUCAAUUUGUCUCUCUCUUGCGCUCUUCUGUACCUCCUCUUCCUCACUUACUCAGUGCUGGCGAUAUUUGAGGCGAUCCGCACAGCACCGUUGGACCUGUCGGUGCAUCCGUGGCCGCUCAUCUCCCCGGACGCCAAGGCGCUGCUCUCCCGCAUGCUCCAUCGCGACCCCUCCAGACGCCCCACUGCACAGCAGCUGCUGGGUGCGGCCAUGGGGCCAUGGACCGUGGGCAGCGACCCAUGGAUAUGCGGGCAGGAGGUGGUGGAGCGGCCACUGGAGAGCAUCAUGCUGCCACGCAUGAAGCGACUCAGCGCCAUGUCCAAACUGCGCCACCUCGCCCUCCUCGUGACGACGCGGCACAUGCCAGAGGAGCAGGAGAGGGAGCUGAGGGCGGUGUUCAGUGCGGUGGGGGCGGACCAGGGGGGCGCGCUGAGCCUGGAGGAUCUCACAGCCGCCCUGCGCAGCGUGGGGGCGGCUCUCAGCGACGAUGACAUCCGCCGCAUCUUUGCCUUCGUGGACAUGGACGGCAGUGGCAGCAUAGAGUACGCGGAGUUUGUCGCAGCCACCACCGUGGACAUGGACGGCAGUGGCAGCAUAGAGUACGCGGAGUUUGUCGCAGCCACCACUGUGCUGCACCGCGACCGCCAUGCCGCCGCCAUCCAAGAGGCCUUCCAGGAGAUGGAUGCGGAUGGGUCGGGAGCGGUGAGCGUGGAGGAGUUUGCGGCGGUGUGCUGCCGGCUGGGCAUGGGGUCGCUGGAUGAGAUGCGCGACAUCAUUGCAACUGCCACCGCCGCUGAAUAUGGCAAUGGGACAGGAUCGCUUCAAGCAGAGGGUGCAGUGGAGGCAGAGGGCGCUGAUGGCGCAGAUGGCACAGCAGCAGGCAGCGGGGUUUUGGCAUCGAAGCAGAUAGAGUACAAGGACUUCUUAGCGCUCGUCACGGGGUCGGACCAGGAGGACCACCGCGUUGAGUCCUGGCUCGCUGCCGCCCCUGCUCUGAUGCUGCUCCUACGCCUCUCGCCUCCUCGCCUCCUCCUCAGUCACUUGCCUCCCACCCACCUCCCACCUAUUCACCUCCACACCUCCCGUCUCCGUCAAUGGACCACCCUCACACCCACUCUCACAACCCCUCCACCUGCAUGCUAG
Molecule: messenger RNA, 3831 nt
Organism: Closterium sp. NIES-65
Lineage: Eukaryota; Viridiplantae; Streptophyta; Zygnematophyceae; Desmidiales; Closteriaceae
Source: the annotation of a GenBank genome assembly